AUGGUGGAGGGCAUGGGGGAGGAGGACAUCCAGGUGGAGCAGGGGGACCUGGCGCGCCUGGACCAUUAUUUCCCCCCUGCCACGUUCCCUGCUUGCCAUCUCUCUCUCCCCCCCCCCCCCCCCUCCCCCCCUCCCCCCCUCCCCCCCUCCCUCUCCACCUGGCAGGCGAUGGUAGAGUGCAUGAGGGAGGAGGACAACCGGGUGGCGAUGGUGGAGGGCAUGGGGAAGGAGGACAUCCGCGUGGUGCAGGGGGACCUGGCGCGCCUGGACCCCAACGCCAGCGGCGUGGUGCCCAUCGAGGUGCUGCCCCACGCGCUGCACUCAUGGGCUUCCACGGGCCCGCUGAUGCUGUCGCUAGCAUCAUCCACGAGGCGCCUCAAAAGCUGCCCCACGCGCUGCACUCGCGGGGCUUCCACGACCCCGCUGAUGCCGUCGCCAGCAUCAUCCAUGAGGUCAGUGUGGGAUGGUUUGAGACGCCCCAUAACUCGCCUGGACCCCAACGCCAGCGGGGUGGUGCCCAUCGAGGCGCUGCCCCACGCGCUGCACUCGCACAGCUUCCAUGGGCCUGCUGAUGCCGUCGCCAGCAUCAUCCAUGAGAUCUGUCUGGACGGCAAGAUGGCGCCGCUACAGCUGCUUGACACCCCCACCACCCCCCUGCCCUCCAAUGUGCCCAUCAGAUUUGUCUGGACGGCAAGGUGGCGUUUGACUAUGCGGACUUCUCUGUGGCGCUGCUACAGCCGCAUUUCAUCCCCACCACCCCCUUGCCGCCCCCAUGUGCCCUUCCCUUGUGCCGCCCGGCAGAUCUGCCUAGACGGCAAGGUGGCGUUUGACUAUGCAUGUGAGCAUCCAUGGCGUGAUGGUUGCAGGCACUGCAUGACACCCCCACGGCCCCUGCCCUCCCCAUGUGCCGCCCAUCAGAUCUGUCUGGACAGCAAGGUGGCGUUUGACUAUGCAGACUUUUUCGUGGCGCUGCUACAGCUGUGCAGCGUGGAGAAGCAGGAGAGCCUGUUCCAGGCGUUCUCCGUGUUCGACCAGGACCUCAGCGGGUACAUCAGUGAAGCAGAGCUGCAGCGCGCGUGCGAGAAAUACCGCGUGAACCGCGCUGUGGGGCAGGAGAUGAUGGCUGAGGUCAACCGAGACGAGGAGAUGAUGGCAGAUGUGAUGCGCGAUGAGGUGAGAUGGUGUGGGAGGACAGUAGUGGAGGCAGGCGGUGCGAGACAUUGUGCUGCUUGCACACCCAUGGGCCUCUCUGGCCCCUUGGCCAACCAUCCCUUCCCACCCCGCAUGUAUGUGCGUGUGCGGGUGCUUAUGCGUGUGUCGGAGCUAUUAACAGGCGGGCGGGUGGACUACAACGAGUUUGUCGCGAUGAUGCGCAUGCAGGCGACUCUUGAGGUGCCUCAAAAGUCCAACCAUCCCUCCCCACCCCGCAUGUAUGUGUGCCUGCCCGUAUGCCUGCCUGUGUGCCUGCCCGCGGGGCGGGUGGACUACAACGAGUUUGUGGCGAUGAUGCGCAUGCAGGCGGGCGGGGUGAGUCGGCGAACCAUCGAGCGCCACAUGGACAACGGCAGCAUCAAGGAGAUGGAUGCGGGCGGCGCGUCAGGGCCGUACGACAGGGACAGCGACAUGCGCAGCGAUGCUGCCUUCUCGGCUGCUGAUACUGCCAGUGUUGGGAAUGGGGGCGGGUUCUGA
Messenger RNA from Closterium sp. Yama58-4, 1689 nucleotides. The record is from the annotation of a GenBank genome assembly. NCBI's taxonomy places the organism in Eukaryota, Viridiplantae, Streptophyta, Zygnematophyceae, Desmidiales, Closteriaceae.